Molecule: messenger RNA, 417 nt
Organism: Neoarius graeffei (lesser salmon catfish)
Lineage: Eukaryota; Metazoa; Chordata; Actinopteri; Siluriformes; Ariidae
Exons: 2
Coding region: 1-417 (138 amino acids)
Source: RefSeq, a predicted model, not a curated record
AUGUGUGAGUUUUACAAGUGUACUGUGUCCUUCUUGGACUUUGUGUUUUCCCCUGGGGUGAUCCAAAUGGACCCUGACAAGGUUAAGGCAGUCAUUGAGUGGCCUGUUCCCUCUUCCCAUAAGGAACUGCAGCACUUUUUGGGGUUUGCUAAUUUCUAUCGAAGGUUUAUCAGGAACUAUAACGCCAUCACCACUCCCCUGACUGAACUCACAUCCUCUAAACACCCCUUCUCGUGGACUGGCUAUGCUGAGAGAGCCUUCCCUUUUCUUAAGAGCAGAUUCACCAUAGCACCAGUUCUUAUCAUCCCUGACCCUGCCAUUAAGUUCAUCCUCAAAGUGGAUGCCUCUGACACACCUCUGGGCAUCAAAGCUGGACUAUCCCAGAGGUCAGCCAGGGAUAACAAGACCAAGUUCUAA